AUGAGAUGAUGUCAUGAAUGUUUUGACAAUCUGCUAGAAACAAAAAAAAAAUUUGUUCUUUCGACCCUGGAAUCGUUCACUCGCUAGUUAAUUAAUGAUUGGUUCCUUUUCAAGAACACUUCGCCUAGCCCCUCAAGUUCAAACCCUAGUGAAAACCACUCGACCACACCUGUUUUCACGUACAAUAAGUAGCAAAAUGAGUGGACUACCUUUGAAGGAAGUAGUUAAAAUUCUCAAGUCUUAUGCUCAUCCUGCGCUAGCUGAGUCGUGGGAUAACGUAGGCUUACUUGUCGAGCCAACAGAGCCCAAAAAGGUAUCGUGCAUUAUGUUGACGAAUGACUUGACGGAAAUCGUGUGUGGAGAAGCGGUUGACAACAACGUUGAUAUGAUUGUCUCGUACCAUCCGCCAAUAUUUGUACCUCUGAAGUCCGUCACUCAGAGAACGUGGAAGGAACGAAUUUUAGCCAAAUGUUUAGAAAAUCGUAUAGCUGUGUACUCUCCACACACAUCCUUGGAUGCCAUAAAGGGCGGAGUGAACGAUUGGCUUGCGACUGCUUUUGAUGUAAUGGAGAGUCGUCCGAUAACACCGUCAAACAAAAACCCCGAAAUCGGCAUUGGCAGAAUUUGCGUACUAAAAAAUGAAAUCACAAUGGAGAAAGCAGUGAAAUUGGUGAAAAAAAAAAUCCGACAGUCACACGUACGAUUGGCUCGUAGUUCAGAUUUUGCUUCACGUGGUAUAAGAACUGUCGCCGUGUGCGCUGGCUCUGGAUCUUCCGUAUUGAAGGGAGUAUCGGCAGAUCUGUUCGUGACCGGGGAGAUGUUGCAUCACGAUGUCCUUGACGCCGUGCACGGGAACACCAGCGUCAUUCUGACGAAUCAUUCGCAUUCGGAGCGUGGCUUUUUGGAUGAGAUACUCAAGCCGAAAUUGAAAACUUUGUGCGGUGAUUCGGUUAAAAUCAUCUCUGCCACGAAGGACGAUGACCCACUGGAAACUGCCUAAUUUUCACCUAUACUUUUCCAUACUUACUUUUUUUUUUACCAUCACUUUCGACUGAUGAGUAUGCGAGUAAGUUGUCCAUUGUGAUAUACUCACAAAUAGCAUUUGUGUACAUAUAUACGUGUAUAUUAUACGUAUUAUUAAAUGAUUGAAAUUUUC
This is a messenger RNA of Copidosoma floridanum, 1156 nucleotides long. RefSeq names its product NIF3-like protein 1. Gene Ontology annotation, cellular component: mitochondrion; cytoplasm. Lineage: Eukaryota; Metazoa; Arthropoda; Insecta; Hymenoptera; Encyrtidae. The record is from RefSeq and is a predicted model, not a curated record.